UGUUGCGUCAUAUACAUACAAAAGAUAGUAGUUUUCUUAUCUGAGUGACCCAAUUUCAGUCAAAUUACUUAAUAUUCUUGAUACACGAGAAGAGAAUAAUCUUUCAUUCAAGCAUGUUCUCUUUUACUGUUUUACUCGGGAUAGGAACUUUUAUAACAGUGUGUUCGUGCUUAUGCCAGAAUGGCUGGACACGUUUCAAUGAUUCUUGCUACCUAAUUGGUUACGGACAGCAUUUAACUUUUGUCGAAGCGGAGAAUUAUUGCACGCAACACAACGGGCAUCUUAUCCACGUGAACACUGCAGAGGAAAACGUUUUUAUCGUUGACAUCCUACAUAAAACUAAAGCUUCUUCCAGCUGGGUUGGAAUAUCUGACAUGGAUGCAGAGGGACUAUGGCAAUGGUACGGCACGUCACAGAAACCAGAGUUCACCUACUGGUACCCAGGGCAACCAGGGGGAGGUCAGCCUGAAGACUGUGGGGUUUAUACUGCCCAUCAUCCGGACUAUAAAUGGGAUGAUUACUCAUGUGACCAUCACUUUCAACCAAUCUGUGAAUCAAGUACCAAUGUCGUAGAUUCAAUUAUUGGCAAAUAAGUAAAUGUAUGUGAAAUAUAGCUGUAAAGCAACUAAUAAAUUAUUGAAAAAGCA
Messenger RNA from Ruditapes philippinarum (Manila clam), 647 nucleotides. RefSeq names its product perlucin-like protein. Bases 114 to 593 code for a protein of 159 amino acids. The transcript is spliced from 6 exons. NCBI's taxonomy places the organism in Eukaryota, Metazoa, Mollusca, Bivalvia, Venerida, Veneridae. The record is from RefSeq and is a predicted model, not a curated record.